UUUUUUUUUUUUUCAAGUUUCCCUCUGAAUCAAAGUAACCAAAGAUAACCAUCCAUCCUGUCAGACAUACCAGCUUCUGCAAAGAGUACCUAAGCAUCCCUGGACAAGCCGUGCGUUAUGAUGAAGGGACCGACCUUCCACGACCACGAUCCGAUGCGACUCGUCGACCCGAGGCACCUUCCGCAAAUGAUGUCCCUAGAGGACCGCGAGCCCACCAUGGUGGAGGGGACCCUGGGGCCCCGCAACUCCACGCCGGCCGGGGGGGAGGGGGCUCCGGGCCACCAGCACCAGUCCUUCCCCUGGGUGGAGAGCCUGCUGGCCGGCGUCCUGAUCACGACCAUCGUGGUGGAUGUUAUCGGGAACCUGCUGGUCAUCGUGUCCGUGUUCAGGAACAAGAAACUCAGGAAAGCAGGAAACGCCUUCGUGGUGAGCCUGGCUUUUGCUGACCUAGUAGUCGCCAUCUACCCCUAUCCGCUGGUCCUCACCGCCAUCUUCCACGAUGGCUGGAUCGCCGGCUACAUCCACUGUCAGAUCAGUGGCUUCCUCAUGGGCCUCAGCGUCAUUGGCUCCAUCUUCAACAUCACGGGCAUCGCCAUCAACCGCUACUGCUACAUCUGCCACAGCCUCAAGUACGACAAGCUCUUCUCCAACAGAAACACCAUGUGCUACGUGGUGCUCGUCUGGGUGCUCACCAUCCUCGCCAUCGUGCCCAACUGGUUCGUGGAGUCGCUGCAGUACGACCCGCGGGUGUACUCCUGCACCUUCGCCCAGUCGGUCAGCUCGCUGUACACAAUCACGGUGGUGGUGGUGCACUUCAUCCUGCCGAUCGGCAUCGUCAGCUACUGUUACCUUCGCAUCUGGAUCCUGGUCAUCCAGGUGAGGCGGAGGGUCAAGCCGGACACGCGGCCAAAGAUCAAUCCGCACGACCUGCGCAACUUCUUAACCAUGUUCGUGGUGUUCGUGCUCUUCGCCGUCUGCUGGGCACCGCUGAACCUGAUCGGCCUGGCGGUGGCGCUGGACUCCAGGCUUGGCCAGUCGAUCCCAGAGUGGCUGUUCACGGCCAGCUACUUUAUGGCGUACUUCAACAGCUGCCUCAACGCCGUUGUCUAUGGUGCCCUGAACCACAACUUCCGGAAGGAGUACAAGAGGAUCGUCCUGAUAAUCUUCAAGUUUCACUGCUGAGACAAUACGCUGACCUGAACUUUUGUGAUAAGAAAGGGAUAUUGAAAAGAACAAUUUGACAAAGAGGAAAACAAAUAAAGGUACUGUGUGAAGAAGAAAUAAAAACACUUUGUAUGAGAGAGAAAGGAAGAAAAACUUUAAUAGCUGGAGGUGAAGAGGAGAAGAGACAAAGUGAAAUAAAUGACGCCACACUGUAAGUUAUCUGUGAUGCCUUCAGGGAACUUGAGAGACUUUAAAAAAUAAAGAAAGAGGAAGGCAGAGACUAGAGUAACUCUUAUCUUAGUAAUGAGUGUUUCAUCAUGACUUUCUUGAGUAAUGAAGUCAUGAAUUACUGUUUGAAUUAAAUAAUUGUGUUUUAAUCAACUUCAUACUUCAAAAUGUUGGGAUAUUCAAACAUUGUGAUCCUCUCCCCGGAUUAAUUUUUCAUUUGAUGCAUAACAUCUAUUAACUAGUUUCAAGACAGUAUACAUGGAUUUUUUUUAUAGGACAGUGGAUGUCAGAGAUGUAUUUAAAAACAGGAGAGUAACUGUAACCACACCCAACAGUUAUGUCACUAAGUCCACCUGUACAUCACUGCAGCGAGGUGAGAAGUUAAACCACUGGAGGUCAGCAAAGACAAGAUUGUUAGAGGGUGUUAAGUUUCUCUAUUACUCUGUAAAGUAUUUAAUGUAUAUGUGUAAUCAAUGUCAGAAAGUAUCCAAGAUUUGGCAGCAAAAGGCUGGAUUUAUGGCAUAGUUUCAGAGGCCAUAGCCACUGUAGCUAUGCUAUAGGCUACAACAUGGGGUCGGCAACUUUUUUAAUUUGAAAUGCCAUUUGAAAAUGUUCUCGUUAAAAAGUGUGCCAUACCAGCAUUAAGCCUGACAUCAUCUACCAAGCCUGCGAAUGGAAGGUAGAUGGAGAAAAAUUCAAUGAAACUACCAUGAAUAACAGGCUGUGCUCCUGCCAGUGGCUGUGAAAGAGGUCAUUUGGCAUGCGGAUUGGAACAUUUC
Molecule: messenger RNA, 2171 nt
Organism: Sander lucioperca (pikeperch)
Lineage: Eukaryota; Metazoa; Chordata; Actinopteri; Perciformes; Percidae
Gene: mtnr1al
Product: melatonin receptor type 1A like
Exons: 4
Coding region: 118-1182 (354 amino acids)
Biological process (GO): G protein-coupled receptor signaling pathway
Cellular component (GO): membrane
Molecular function (GO): melatonin receptor activity
Source: RefSeq, a predicted model, not a curated record